CGCCAUCCAGGGUGGAAGCUAGACAUUUGGGUGAUUAGAAAAACGUGUGGCGACCCUGAAUGAGAGAGGUUGGUUGACGGUACUUUUUGGAUAGUAAACAGCUCAACUUCCUUUUCCUUUUGAUCAGGGUACACAAUGGCUGAACAGACUGAGCGCUCUUUUCAACGCCAACCCACGGUGUUCCAAAAUGAGAAACGCCUACCCGGUGCCAAGAAGGCGUUGCUGAAGCGUUACAUGCGCAACGUGGGCUUGGGAUUCAAAGCUCCGACCGAGGCCCGCGAAGGUUCUUACAUCGACAAGAAGUGCCCCUUCACCGGUAAGAUCUCCAUCCGUGGUCGUGUUUUGACGGGAGCCAUUACCAAGAUGAAGAUGAACCGCACGGUCGUUAUCCGACGCGAUUACCUUCAUUACAUCAAGAAAUACAACCGAUUCGAGAAGCGACACAAGAACAUGUCUGUUCAUUUGUCGCCCUGUUUCCGGGACGUACAAGUAGGCGAUGUCUUGACCGUGGGCGAAUGCCGACCCCUCUCCAAGACCGUCAAGUUCAACACGUUGAAGGUCACCAAGGCUGCCGGAAGCAAGAAGUCCUUUGCCAAGUUCUAAGGCUUCCGCCAUCGAUCCCUCUCUUUUCUUGUUCCGUCAAAAGUUCACCAAUCAUGAAGCGUCGAAACGGACGUGAAUAAAUUGCUGGACUUCAGAAA
Messenger RNA from Tigriopus californicus, 701 nucleotides. RefSeq names its product small ribosomal subunit protein uS17-like (gene RpS11). Lineage: Eukaryota; Metazoa; Arthropoda; Copepoda; Harpacticoida; Harpacticidae. The record is from RefSeq and is a predicted model, not a curated record. Gene Ontology annotation, molecular function: structural constituent of ribosome. Gene Ontology annotation, cellular component: cytosolic small ribosomal subunit; ribosome. The coding region runs from base 136 to 603 and encodes 155 amino acids. Gene Ontology annotation, biological process: translation. The transcript has 4 exons.